CUGAGCUGCCUCUGAGCAACUGUUCACUUGCGGACCACUUGCAGCCCUCUGGAAUUGCCGAAGGGGACAAUAUUCGCAAGCGUGCGGUGCGCAGUACACGAUGCACGCGUUGUUUGUUCCAGCGUGGUUGGCCCUCACGUUCUUUGUCACGGCUGCGGAAGCGUGCGGCGGCAGGAUCGAGGCAUUGAGUGGGACCAUCACGAGUCCAUCGUUUCCGGACCCGUACCGGCACUACAUGAACUGCGUCUGGGAGAUCACUACCGGCUACCCGACUACGCUGAGCUUCACUCACUUUCACCUUCGAGAAGGGUACGGUGACUAUGAGCAAAACUGCGAUUACGACCAUGUGGAAAUAUUCAGCAAGAAGGGCGACGGCACAAGCCGGAAGCACGGGCCCUUCUGCGGCUCCUCUCUGCCACCCACUAUCACCUCCGAGGGCGGUAUGAGCAUUCACUUCCAGUCGGGCCGCUCGAACCAGGACAGCGGCUUUGCGGCGACUUUUUUCGCAGGGCCAAGUUUCCUCUUGGACGCGCCCCAGUUCACCAGCCUGACCAAUCCGAACGGCUCCCUACUGCUUUCGUGGACGUGGAGCGAAGCGCCGAGCACUGAGCUGGCGGGAUACCAUUUACGCGGUGCUUCCUCUGACCACAAUUUUCAGACAACGCUGUCGCCCUCGCUGAGUAGCUACACCACUGAUUGCCUCAGAGGAUACACCGAAUACAAGAUUACGCUGCAGCCAUUCUACAACCUCAACGGCGAGCCUGAAGUUGGGAAAUCAGCAGAGUUGAUCGUGCGAACCCCAGCUACUGCUCCGGGUGCACCGACGAAUAUUGUGCGACAGUCGCAGCCGCGUAUAACACAGGAUGGUGCUGGACAACUGGCCAUAACCAUCCUCGAACCAAUGUCUUGGAACUCCAGUCCAUUCGGCUUCCGUCUGCGAUGGGAACCCAAUGAACAAAGCAACGAAUCUGCGAAGGAUUUCUAUUUGUCUCCCUGUCAAUUAGGACGCAAGAAGGACUUAAACGUCACCCUGUAUUUGAAGCCUGGACGUGAAUACACACUGUUUGCCAGUGCACGUGGGGUCGGAGACUUCGGGGAAGUCCUUAUAGGCCCCGAGACUUCGGUGGCAAUGGAAACUACUCCUCUGGCUCCCGCUAACUUGUCGGCGAAGAACAUUGACACAACCAGCGUUAUCAUUUCAUGGAGCGCUGCGAGUCCUGCGCGAACGUUUGAGAUUUAUCGAUCCUUUGGCACGCCACAGCGCGCAUGCGAAGUCGAACAGUGCCCCUAUGACGACAAUUCGUACACGGAUGACCGAUACUCUUUUGACGGCAGACGCCUCGAAACGCCGACUGUGGUGGUCGACGGAAGUUCACAGGAAUCGUCAUCCUACAGUCUGCCCCUGUCCAACUUAUUGUCGUCUGUGAAGUACACCGUCAAAGUGAAGGCGUGUGGUGUCGAAGUAUGCAGCACCGAGACAAACAUGACUUUUACAACUCCUCCUUCAGCGAUUCCCACACCUAUAAUCACAACAAUCCUAUCUAAUGACACCAAUUCCCUCUACUUGGAAUGGAACAUCACUCUGCCGCGGCACGCGGCAGAGCUGAACCCGGAGUUCGAAGUGAAAGUGAAGACGAAUGGCUUCUACCGGCUCGUCCAGACGGUCGAGAAAGCGAUCACGAUAGGGAAUCUCAGCUCAGACACAGAGUACGAAGUUCAGGUGCUGCUUUCUCUGGAGACGACGCCGGGAAAACGACAGUACGGCCGCCCUGCAAGAGCCACCGUAAACACUUGGCCUCUCGUUCCUCUAGCCCCAACAUUGUCCACAAGAGGAUUCCAGUCCGGACCAGAAAUAGCGGUUGUUUCAUGGAGUUUUUUCAACAGCACCGUUACGCAUUUAGAGGUGUCGACGAACUACAGCAACUGGUUGAAUUGCAAUGACUCGAUGAUGUGCGACGAGGUCGUGCUACAUGGCUGGAACUCCUCCUUUAAAGCGGGAUUUGUCAAGAUCUCGGAGCUUAGACCGCACACGACCUACUCACUGUCAGUGAGAGGCUGCAACGACCUAGGAUGCGGUGAUGCAAACUCAGUGGUUAUCACAACCGACAUGUCAGAGCCGAGUGAGCCCAUUAGCCUGACAGUGAAUGCAGCAGAAGAUGGUUCUUCGGCUCAGCUCGAGUGGAAGGCGCCGGAUGAGCCAAAGGGUCCGCUGACUGGCUACGUGGUCUCCUGGCAAUGUGACCAGGACCAUCUCAUGACUGACACUACAGAGGAAUCCUUCUUUGCCAUCGCCGGUCUUCCUGCCGCGGCCCAGGAGUGCACCUUCUCAGUGUCCGCUUUCAACGUGGCGACUGACGAGCGGCAACUGCGCGGAAAAUCUGCCACUCUUGUGACGCCUUGGCCACCCCACAAGUGAUAUCAUGGCCACGGCUACUGCGGUGUUUUACAUGCGCACGCUGUGAACGUCGGUUAAAAUGCCCAUGGCAAUCACUACUACAAUACACGAAACAAAAAAAUAAAAAAAAAGUGUUUCCAUUGCUUUUUACCACACGUUUGAGUCGAUGUGAAUAAUUUGUGAUUGUUACCGCACGCGAUCGCGUCCU
Molecule: messenger RNA, 2603 nt
Organism: Dermacentor andersoni
Lineage: Eukaryota; Metazoa; Arthropoda; Arachnida; Ixodida; Ixodidae
Molecular function (GO): protein binding
Source: RefSeq, a predicted model, not a curated record